GGUGUGUAGGUGGGAAGACGAGAGAGCUGAGAGGCCCGCCUUUCUUGACCCCACAAAGUCUCUCUCUUCCACCCUCUCUCUCUCUCUCUCUCUCUCUCUCACUCUGAGCCUCUCACCUGCAAAGUGGAAUCUCUCUCUGACUGUGUCUCCUCUUUCGCUUCUUUCUCUCUCUCUUUUUCUUUCUUUUGCCAAUAUCACUGAAAGAGAGAGGGAAGGAGGAAAAAAGAAAAAGAAACAAAAAAAAAUUUAAGAACAUAAAAGACCCAAAAAGAGCUGCAAAGUUUUGAUCUUCAAUUUUGUGGAAACUGCUGGCAUUUUGAAAUGGGAAUCGUUGCUGAAGACGCGGUCAAUCAGUUCGAAGCAUUGAUGAACCAGGUUGACGAGCCUCUGAAGAAAACAUUCCAGAAUAUUCAUCAAGGAUAUCCAACUGGAACUCUGGUGCGUUUUCUAAAAGCAAGAGAAUGGAAUGUUCCCAAAGCCCACAAAAUGUUGGUGGAUUGCCUAAACUGGAGGGUGGAAAAUGACAUUGACAAUAUUUUGGCAAAACCUAUAGUUCCUACUGAUUUGUACAGAGGAGUGCGUGAUUCACAGCUCAUAGGAUUGUCAGGUUACACAAAAGAGGGCCUUCCGGUGUUUGCUAUUGGCGCAGGGUUCAGCACCUUUGACAAAGCAUCUGUUCACUACUAUGUGCAAUCACACAUUCAAAUCAAUGAAUACCGGGAUCGUGUAAUUUUGCCUUCUGCAUCAAAAAAGCAUGGGCGACAUAUUACUUCUUGUGUGAAGGUCUUAGAUAUGACUGGCCUAAAGCUUUCAGCACUGAGCCAGAUAAAGCUACUGACUAUUAUGUCAACCAUCGAUGACUUGAACUACCCAGAGAAGACAAAUACAUAUUACAUUGUAAACGCCCCAUAUAUAUUUUCAGCAUGUUGGAAGGUUGUCAAGCCUCUUUUGCAGGAAAGAACAAGAAAAAAGAUUCAGGUCUUGCCAGGUUGUGGACGAGAUGAGCUGCUAAAGAUAAUGGAUUAUGCAUCCCUCCCCCAUUUCUGUAGAAGAGAAGGCUCUGGAUCAUCCCGCCAUUCAGGGAAUGAAACUGAUAAUUGCUAUACCUUGGAUCAUCCCUUCCAUCAACAGCUUUAUAACUACAUCAAGCAACAAGCCUCAAUUAUUGCACCGGCUGGACCAUAUAAACAGGGGUCUAUUCAUGUGCAUCUGCCCGAGUCAGCUGCAGAAGAAUCAGAGAUUGCUAAAACCAUAGAAUCUGAGUUACAGAAGUUUGGGAAUCAGACUAGGCUCACAGACUCAUUGGAUGCCCUGAAAGUCAGUGAUAACAGAAACUAAAGAGAUCAUUUCCUCAUUGGCAGCUGCUAGACAAGGGAUAUGCAUGUCACUUCUGCCAUGGGGGGGCUUCAACUAUUAUUUGUAGUCGUAGCAGCUCACUUUAUCUCAGAGUGAGUUUUGCUAUCUCAAGCUAAUUAUAUGUACUUGAUAUUUUAUCCACGGGCCUUAAUGGUGUAAGAAAAAGGCACCUAAGAAUAGUAAUCCAUGUAUCUCUACCUGCACAUCUUGUAAGUUAAUUUCGGGAAAUUCUGUUCUAGCCCUCAACUGUUUCAGGCUUCCAUGUUUGCCAGGGACAGUGAGGAAGGUGCAAUAUAAACUGUCAAUGUUCUGGGUCUCU
Vitis riparia (riverbank grape) is the source of this 1675-nucleotide messenger RNA. RefSeq names its product phosphatidylinositol/phosphatidylcholine transfer protein SFH9-like. Bases 322 to 1338 code for a protein of 338 amino acids. Lineage: Eukaryota; Viridiplantae; Streptophyta; Magnoliopsida; Vitales; Vitaceae. The transcript is spliced from 11 exons. The record is from RefSeq and is a predicted model, not a curated record.